UCUUCUCCAGCAUCACUCCCUCUUCGCUCCUUCCAGAGGAUGUGUCGGCGUGCUGUGCACCUGCUUCCAGCCUCGUAUUAUUACACUCAGGGGUUUCAAUAACCCAUAUUUUUAAAUAAAUCGUUAACAAAUAUCCAAUCCGACCAUCUUUCUGCAGGAGAGACGCCAUUGAUGCACAGAAACAACAACAGAGGAUGUGUUGAUUUUUCUCCUCUAGCAGUGAGACAGCAUCUUUACCGGUGACACAUCAUCAGCCCUACAAGUGGAUCAGGCGUCCAGGACAGCAUGUCAGACAAAAGUGACCUAAAGGCAGAGCUGGAGCGCAAGAAGCAGCGCCUCGCCCAGAUCAGGGAGGAGAAGAAACGAAAGGAGGAAGAGAGGAAGAAGAAGGAGAAGUCAGACAGCCAGCAGAAAACUGAAGUGACCCCAGAGGAUUCGGACUUGGACCGCAAGCGUAGGGAGACUGAGGCCCUGCUACAGAGUAUUGGCAUCUCCCCAGAACCUCCACUAGUCCCGACACCGGUGUCCCCGUCCAAAUCAGUGAGCACGCCCAGUGAGGCGGGGAGCCAGGACUCAGCCGAGGGAGGGGCAGCGGGCAGGUUUAGGUCAGGUUUCUCUAAAAACAAGCCUCAAGCUCAGAGUUCAAGGACACUGCAAUGGGACACAGACCCCUCUGUGCUGCAGCUGCAGGCUGAUUCUGAGCUUGGGCGCAAGAUGCUGAGGCUUGGAGCCUCUAAGAUCACACAGGUAGACUUCCUUCCCAAAGAGGUGGUCUCUUACUGCAAGGAGACACAAACACCAGUCAACACCCUGCUUUCUGAAGUAGAGGAAGAAGAGGAGGAUGAAGAGAUGUUGGAAGCAAAGCCUGGCCCAGAGAAUGAGUUGCGGGAUGAUGAUGAUAACAAGGAGACCAAAGAUGGUUGUUUUCCUUUCCUGCGAGAGCUGACGGAAGAGGAGCGACAACAGAUCCUGCACUCCUCUGAGUUUCAAAGCUUUUUCGACUGUAGCAUUCGGGUGAUGGAGAGAGCGCUCGCAGAGGACGGUGACAUUUUCUUUGACUACAGCGGCCGUGACCUGGAAGACAAAGAAGGGGACUUGGGAAGCGGCUCCAGUUUAUACUUGAGCAGACUCUUUUAUGAUGAGCACUGGUCAAAACAUCGUGUUAUUACGUGUCUCGACUGGUCCCCUCAGUAUCCUGAAUUACUGGUUGCAUCCUACAAUAACAAUGAAGAUGCACCCCAUGAACCAGAUGGUGUCGCCCUAGUGUGGAACAUCAAGUUCAAGAAGGCUACACCAGAGUACAUCUUUCACUGUCAGUCUCCGGUGGUAUCUGUUGGUUUUGCCAAGUUUCAUCCCAACUUGGUGGUUGGAGGGACUUACUCAGGGCAGAUCGUUCUGUGGGACAACCGCAGUCACCGACGGACCCCUGUCCAGAGGACACCUCUAUCUGCUGCAGCACACACUCACCCCGUCUACUGUGUGAACGUGGUCGGCACCCAGAACGCCAACAACCUGAUCAGCGUGUCGACAGAUGGGAGGUUGUGUUCGUGGAGUCUGGAUAUGCUUUCUCAGCCUCAGGAGACCAUGGAGCUUGUGUACAAUAAAUCUAAGCCUGUUGCUGUGACUGGUAUGGCUUUCCCCACGGGAGAUGUCAACAACUAUGUGGUGGGGAGCGAAGAGGGCACCGUGUACACUGCAUCCAGACAUGGAAGUAAAGCGGGAAUCUGUGAAAUGUUCGAGGGCCACCAGGGGCCGGUCACUGGCAUCAGCUGUCACAGCGCAGUGGGGACAGUAGACUUCUCCCACCUGUUUAUUACAUCUUCCUUCGACUGGACAGUCAAGCUCUGGAGCACCAAGCACAACAAGCCUCUGUACUCUUUUGAGGACAACGCCGACUAUGUUUAUGACGUCAUGUGGUCACCUGUGCAUCCCGCCAUGUUUGCUGCCGUGGACGGCAUGGGUCGCCUGGACCUAUGGAACCUCAACAACGACACUGAGGUUCCAACUGCCAGCGUGACUAUUGAGGGAGCCUCUGCUCUGAACCGGGUCCGUUGGUCGUCAGGAGGGAAGGAGGUGGCCGUGGGCGACUCAGAGGGUAGAGUUUGGAUCUACGAUACGGGAGAGCUCUCCGUGGUCCACCCUGAAGACUGGACGCACUUUGCCCGCACGCUGGCAGAGAUCCGCGCUAACCGAGCCGAUGGUGAGGAGGAGGGCCCUAUGGAGCUGGCUUCAUAGAAAAGGACUCCAAAACCAGAAGUGACUGGAGAGCAGAGAGCUGGUGGAAUUCAGUCGGCAUCCCUGUAGCAUGUGAUCUUCACUCCGUUUUUCUUUUCUCCUCUUUCAUGCACAUCUUCAUGUGUGCUCAGAGCAAAGCGGAGCUUUUAUUUAAAACUCUUUGUAAGUGACCUCUAUUUUUCUGUCUUUAUUGACUGAUUUAUUUAUUGACUUCAGGUGGUGUGUUGCUUGCAUCUUGUGAGCCUACAGUAUAGAGAGGCAGUAUUAUAGCCUUAUGAAAAUAUGUGUACUGCAACAAAGCUUUGCACAGCUUUAACAAUAAAGCCAGACUAUAAAGUUUUGUCAUGUACUGUUUACAAAUAUAACUAUCAAAUUUACAUGCAGCUUUUUUUCCCCCUUGAUUUAAAUCUGCAUGAUAAACAUGUCUAAUGUUCUUUAUUUCAGUCAGCUGUGAUAAACUGUGACAAGAGUUUUACUGUAACUCAGAGCAAUCGCUGUGAAACCUGCUAUGUUUGCUAAUAAAGCAUAACUAACAAA
Molecule: messenger RNA, 2772 nt
Organism: Cyprinodon tularosa
Lineage: Eukaryota; Metazoa; Chordata; Actinopteri; Cyprinodontiformes; Cyprinodontidae
Gene: dync1i1a
Product: cytoplasmic dynein 1 intermediate chain 1
Exons: 19
Coding region: 286-2235 (649 amino acids)
Biological process (GO): transport along microtubule
Cellular component (GO): cytoplasmic dynein complex
Molecular function (GO): dynein heavy chain binding; dynein light chain binding
Source: RefSeq, a predicted model, not a curated record